Messenger RNA from Musa acuminata AAA Group (dessert banana), 1997 nucleotides. RefSeq names its product transcription factor bHLH112-like. Gene Ontology annotation, cellular component: nucleus. The transcript is spliced from 6 exons. Gene Ontology annotation, molecular function: DNA-binding transcription factor activity, RNA polymerase II-specific; RNA polymerase II cis-regulatory region sequence-specific DNA binding; protein dimerization activity. The record is from RefSeq and is a predicted model, not a curated record. NCBI's taxonomy places the organism in Eukaryota, Viridiplantae, Streptophyta, Magnoliopsida, Zingiberales, Musaceae. Gene Ontology annotation, biological process: regulation of transcription by RNA polymerase II. The coding region runs from base 37 to 1380 and encodes 447 amino acids.
AUUCUUUUCACUUCUCCAUCUUCCCCUUGAGGUCAGAUGUUGAUGACCGUGACUUCCACAGCCACAUUAGUCGAACCCCCAACAGUUGCACUAUAUAGCAAGUCCUCAACGCCAUCCUCCAUCCUUGUCAUCAACCCAAGCCGAGAGAGGAGCCUCACCAGAGAGAGAGAGAGAGAGAAAGAGAUGGCAGAAGAGUUCCGGCCAGGAACAUGCAGUGGAGGAAGCUGGUGGACGGCAGCUGAGUUGGUCGAAGCUAAAGCUCGGUCCUUCGACGAGUCCGCAGGGUCGGCCUGUGGCAGCUCAAUCACUUUCCAAGAGACUCAUAAGAUGCAACACCCCGACGGUGGACUCUCGCCUUCUUCCAUGACUUGGACUCAAGCGUUGCUGAACGGUGCCAUGCCGCAAGAGGAUCUCGGUUCGAGACCUACAGGCGGUGAGAGCUCGACAUCGAAUCCAUACGGUGACAUGAGCCAGAACUUGUUGUUGCAGCAGCAACAUCAUUUGAGCGAUGUUGGUGGCGGCUAUCAGAUCAUCACUCCCGCCUCCUAUGCAAGCUCGUCGAUGAUGUUGCAAGAUCUACUUGAAUCCGAGACGAAGCAGCAGCAGUUCAUCUAUGACGGUCGAGUGAGGAAUCAGUACCAGUCUCCAAUGUCCGCCGAUGGGGGAAGCUCAGAUGAGCUAUGGCAGCCUUCAUGGCUUUCCCACCUGCUAAAAUCCUCGCUGUCCAACAACACACCCUUAUGGAACGCCUCCGCCAGUGAUAUGAGGCCAGUUUUCCGUUCUCCGACGCCUUCCAAGUAUGUCAUGCAGCCAUCGGAGCCCAAAAUUGUUUGCGGUAGCACGCUCACAGCUAAGCAGAUGGAGUCAUCAGGAGGAGAUCGAGACUCAUGUUCUUCCUCGACCAAGAAAACUGGAAGCGAGGCUGCAACCAAAAAGCCCCGGAUAGAGACGCAUUCGCCAUUACCGACUUUUAAGGUGAGGAAAGAGAAACUAGGGGACAGAAUCACUGCUCUCCAGCAACUAGUUUCACCUUUUGGAAAGACUGAUACUGCCUCGGUUCUCCAAGAAGCCAUUGAAUACAUUAAGUUCCUUCAUGACCAAGUCGGUGUUCUAAGCAGUCCCUACUUUAAAAAUGGGCAGCCCAUGAAGCCAAAACAGGUACUAUCUUGUCUUUGCUACUGUGUCAGUGAGGGAUCAUACAACACAAACGCAAUGUGUUCAUGCAGAUACCUGAGGAAUCCAAGGAUUGCGAUGAACCGAAGCAAGACCUUAGAAGCCGAGGACUGUGUCUGGUUCCUGUCACGAGUACGUACCCGGUGGCAAGCGAGACCACAGCUGACUUCUGGCACCCUACGCUCGGAGGAACCUUCAGAUAGAUAACAGCUACAGGGUUCUGAAGAGAGAUAGGAGGAUGAAGCCUCUCUCUGAGCAACAACGUCUCGCACUUGCAUGCAAGGAAAGAUAAGAACUGCAGUGUGCUCUUAAUUAGGACCUCUAUAGCAGUAUGGAAAGAGAAACAACUCCAUUAAGAGAAGAUACAGCAAGAAGUGACCUUAUUGGCCCAGCUACAUGGAGAACAGAGUGAGAAGCUGACCAUCAAAAAGAGAGAGAGAGUGUGUGUGUGUGUGUGUGUGAUCAUAACAAUAUAGUAUUUUAUGAGAGGGUGGACAAGAAAUAGGAACAGGUGCUUGCUGAAUUUAGCAGAAGGGAAUGAGGAGGGGUGGAUGGGAAAAGGAUGGUGGGUUUUUGUUCCUGUUUGAGGUGUUCACAGUUUUCUUUUCAUAUAGAAAAGAAAUUGAACAGCAUUAAGGAAUAAUUGAGAUGAGGGAUAUAUAGGGGCAUGUGUGUGCCCUUUUUUGUUCUGGGGAUCCUAACUUUUGAUUGAUUUGAAUGCUCUCAUGGAGGGGAGAGGUGAUGAUGGCCCCCCUUCCAAUCUCACUCUUCCUUUUGACUAUGAUCACGCUGGAUUUUAAGGGUUGGAAAACCAUUUUAUUCUU